This is a messenger RNA of Haliotis rubra (blacklip abalone), 3476 nucleotides long. RefSeq names its product protein CLN8-like. The record is from RefSeq and is a predicted model, not a curated record. NCBI's taxonomy places the organism in Eukaryota, Metazoa, Mollusca, Gastropoda, Lepetellida, Haliotidae. Gene Ontology annotation, biological process: lipid homeostasis. Gene Ontology annotation, cellular component: membrane; endoplasmic reticulum.
AAUGCCAUCAACAUGUCUCUUCAAUAUUUCCAUUUUCAGAUCCGUUUACGAGAUAUGCUCUUUGUGUCAUUUUAAUAAAGUAUAAUAUAUCAUAUAAAAAACCUGAACCAGGCUUUCAAAUGCUUUGUCAUAUGGAGAGCUAUUACUGCUGCUAUUGCAUGCUUUGCCUCGCUUUCACUGUGUAUGACACCGACAGCAGCCAGAUGCGUGGUUAUCUGGGAGGUUGUACCUUGUACAGCAUGUUGUCACGUGGGGUCACAUUGUUUAUUGAUAUAAACAUCGACAUCGGAGUACCUAGUUACUUGGGUCAGGGGAUUAUAACACAGCCAUCAACAAAGGCUCUCCACAUCAAGCGACAUGGCGGAGAAACCCGAGGUCCACGAUCCCACAUGGGAGAUAGUCCAGUAUCUACAUCCCAGUUUGGUGAACCUCAACUACCAACUCACCUCAACAAAACUUGCCGUCGUCACCAGCAGCUUUGUGUUCUUCUUCGCUGUCUAUGUGGUGUCCGCUUUAACGGCGUCCUUCACCUCCACGUACAGAUCACUACGUGUCAAAGAGAAGGUGUUCUGGAAUUUAGCCGUUGUCAGAGCCGUGUUCGGCGUCUUUGGGGCUGUCAUUGGACUCUGGGCUGUCUUCAACAAAUCGGCAAUGGACAACGAUGUUGUCUUUGGAACAACACAGACGGGUUAUUUCGCACUGUGUGUAACGGAAGGAUUUUUCAUUUUUGAAUGCUCUGCGCUUGCUAUAUCAGACAUAAUCUUCAAAUCGUUUAACAUACUGCUCAAUCUCCAUCACUGGUUAUCUUUGACUGGAUAUUGCGUGGUCCUCUGUGUGGACGCUGGUCAUUGUUUCGCCACCAAGGGACUUUUGCUGGAAAUGAGCACCCCGUUCUCAGCACUCUGUUGGACAUUGUUGAAGUGCGGCAAGGAACGCACAUUCCUGUGGAAGGCCAAUCAGUUCCUGCUAGUUCACACCUUCCAUUGCAGGAACAUUGUGGAAUGGCUGUUAAUUUAUAUCACCUACCAGAACUGGCCUCAUAUCUGGUCGAGCAUGCCCCUGUCCGUCUUCUUGUGUCUGUACAUACAGCUACCUAUUGUCACACUCAUCAUGACCCCCUACUGGACGUACAAAAAGACUGAACAGAUGUUCAACCCAGUAGAUUGGAAUUUCACGAGAAACAACAAGCAAUCCGAGAUGAACAAAGACGCUGAGACGAACGGAACUGUGAAAAAAAAUGACUGAACGUUUUUAACUUAUAUUGACUUUUCCAUGUAUCUCUUUCCGAUAAGAUGGAAACCUAACCAAAUUCACACGUCAUUCAAGUCAUCUUAAUCGUGACCAGCAUGUCACCAAUAUCAUGUGACCAACAUGACAAGAUGGCGGAAUGUAUUAUAUGCUCUAACAUUGUAAUUUAUCUAUCAUAUCCAGCUUAAUCGAAGCACAAACGCCCUCUGUUUAGAAGAUUUGAUAGUGUAUCGGUGUUAUUUUGGCUAAGGAUAAACCCUUUAGCUUCCUACAGAUAGUCCUCAUGUUUCGAGAACACCGUUGAAGAAGACGGCCUCAACCUUUCUGGUCUGUUUUGAAAGAAAGCUUAGCUGUUGGGGAAACUUUUCGAAGAUGGACCGACCUCCACGUCAACAUGUUGUAACGUUUAUCAGUGUCAAUGUUCCAUAAAUAUUUACUUAUGUUAUAUACCUGUACAUCGUUUUAGUAUAUAGUGAAACUGUCACAACAGUUAUGUUAACUAAAAUUCGAUUUCAUAUAUACUCAUACAUGUAUUGUUCGUCAAAACCUAUACUAAUAUAUGUUAUACUAUAUUGGUUUAGUUUUCAUUGUCUAAUUUACCUAAGGACCCAAACUACACUGUGGAAUAAAAACGAUACAGCGUUAGAUUACAGCUAAACUUAGAAAUGUACACAAAAUGCGGCUGAUGAAGCAUAAUGGUGUCCUAUGUUUGUGUUGUUAGUGGCUUAUAGCCUGGUAGUUUUUGAUCAGCCUGCUGUCUAGCCUUUUAACUCAAUUUGUAUCCUGUUGGUUUUAUUCUGAAACUGUGAUAUACCCAUCUAGUUUACUGUUCCUUGUCGACAGAUAUAUUAAAACGAACACUGUUUUAUCUUUAUAUGACUGUUACAGUUACAGUACAUUUGCUUCCUGCAUGGACCCUAGUUGAUUAAUAUCGUCCCUUGAGAUGCUGGUGAUCUUUGCACAGUUAACAAUACAUUAAAAGAACAUAUUUACUACAAUUAAAGUCACGGACAAUGAAAAAGACUAUAAAAGGAAUGGGACAUACAUAGCCUCUCCGGGGGAGACUAAUUGUACGCUACCUCAACUUCCUCUGAAGGUAUAGCCACUAAUAAUCAAAGUUAUGUAGUCAUUCUCACAAAUUAAACCUCAUGCACAAAUUGCAAUACAUAUCAAAAAUUUAUCAAUGAAAUCAAUUUCUUUUAAAAACUCACUGAUGAAAUGAACUUGUACAUUAUUUAAAAAGAUCUUUUAUCGUUUUCACAUUGAAAUACUUAUCGCGUGUGAUGGAAAAUGCACGUGAUGAGUGAAGCGUUAGCAACAAACCAACAAGUGUCAGUGUAAGCACUGUUUUAGGGACCUAAUGAUAUUCUUUUUCUCUCUUUUCAUCAUAUCAGAAUGUUUUUGAAUGACCUCAUCUGUGAUCCCGCUGAGGCAUUCCGUGGGCCCAACAACCAGUUAUUCAGCUGAUCACAUGCACAGCUGAUUCGAUGGCCUUAAAUCAAAUGAUAAAAUCACAUCUUCAUAAAGGCCAAUGUCAUGGCACACGUGCACGCUUACUAUUAACAUCGCGAGCGAUUUGUCCACAAGUAAAAUCAUGGGCGAGGCGUUCUUGUAAAUAUGAUAAUCACAUGAGAUACUCUACUAUAGUGACAUAAAUGGACAUGAUAGUAAGAGUGGGAUAGUUACAUAGUGGGCCAUGUACCCUUAAAUUUUUUCGCUGGAAAUAGAUAUAAUACUAUAGUACCAUCCACAGCAUUGUCUUUGAAUAUGCCGCUCAAUAAUAUAGAGGUGUAGAGAGACAGACAGACAGACAGACAGACAGACAGAGACAGACAGAGAGACUGACUGACUGACAGAUAGGUAGAUAGAUACGAUCGAGUCUGGACAGUCCAGUGAACGAUAUAGUGAGCAACGGUCGGGGUACAAUGCUGCUGUCAACCGAGUAACUGAAACUGACCCAUCUGGUCGCCUCUUACUAACCCGGCGGAUGCAGUCACGAGGUUACACUGUCAUGUGCAGAAGAUGGCGGUAUAGUGUGUAGUACGAUAUUACUCUCUAAAAUACUGUAUAUUGUGUACAUUACGAUAUUGUACUUUAACAGUGUAUGGAACAUAACGAUAGUACAGUGUAUUUUGUGUAGAACAUAAUGGUAUUUUAUUGCAUCGUGUGUAGAGCAUGAAGAUUUUGCACUAUACGGUGUGUAGAACAAAUAAAGAAGUUGUUAUCCA